Molecule: messenger RNA, 2360 nt
Organism: Andrographis paniculata
Lineage: Eukaryota; Viridiplantae; Streptophyta; Magnoliopsida; Lamiales; Acanthaceae
Product: subtilisin-like protease SBT5.6
Exons: 8
Coding region: 3-2360 (785 amino acids)
Biological process (GO): proteolysis
Molecular function (GO): serine-type endopeptidase activity
Source: RefSeq, a predicted model, not a curated record
CCAUGGAAAGGAAUUUCCAUUUAUCCCUUCUUAUUAUUCAUGUUCUUGUUCUUGUUCCUCUCAUGGUUUCUUGCACUGAUCAGAAACAGGUAUAUAUAGUGUACUUUGGAGAACAUGGUGGAGAUAAAACGGUUCAAGAAAUCGAGGAAGGCCAUCGAUCGUAUCUGCUCUCAGUGAAGCAAUCUGAGGAAGAUGCAAGAGCUUCUCUUCUCUACAGCUACAAGCACAGCAUCAAUGGCUUCGCUGCGCUUCUUACCCCACAAGAAGCUUCCACGCUUUCUGAGAUGGAGGAAGUGGCGUCGGUAUUCCGAAGCCAUCCGGGGAAGUACACGAUGCACACAACGAGAUCGUGGAUGUUUUCCGGCCUGCAAAAAUGGGAGAGCGGCGGCGGAGGGCGGCGGCGACACCAUUCGAUGAAAGAUUUACUGAUGAAAUCGAGACAUGGCAAGAAUGUGAUUGUUGGGUUGCUAGACAAUGGCAUCUGGCCCGAGUCCAAAAGCUUCAGCGAUGAAGGAAUCGGUCCUGUCCCCAAAUCUUGGAAAGGAAUUUGCCAAUCUGGCGAUUCAUUCACCUCUUCUCACUGCAACAGGAAGAUAAUCGGGGCUCGAUAUUACAUAAAGGGCUACGAAGCCUACUACGGGCCACUGAACAGGACACUGGAUUAUCGAUCUCCCCGGGACAGGGACGGUCAUGGAACUCACACGGCGUCCACGGCGGCAGGCCGGGUGGUUCGAAACGUGUCGAUGUUGGGAGGCUUUGCAGCCGGCGCAGCCUCAGGCGGAGCGCCGUUGGCUCGCCUGGCUAUAUACAAAGCAUGUUGGGCAGUUCCAGGGGAGGGGAAAGAGGAUGGCAACACUUGCUUCGACGAGGAUAUGCUGGCCGGGAUCGACGACGCCAUCGCCGAUGGAGUCGAUGUUUUGAGCAUUUCCAUUGGGACGAACGAGCCGUAUCCUUACAAUCACGAUUCUAUAGCCAUCGGCGCUCUCCAUGCCGUCAAGAGGAAUAUUGUAGUGGCCUGUAGCGCCGGAAAUUCUGGCCCUUAUCCAUCCACAUUGUCGAAUCCGGCGCCCUGGAUUAUCACUGUCGGCGCAAGUAGCCUCGACAGGGUGUUCGUGUCCCCUGCCGUGCUCGGAAAUGGCAGGAAGAUUACAGGGGAAACAGUAACUCCAUAUAAGCUGAGGAAAAAGAAGAAGUAUCCAUUAGUUCUUGCUGCACAUGUUACGAAUCCUCAUGUUUUGAAGAACCUAUCCGGGCAAUGCCUACCUGGUUCCCUUUCUCCCAAAAAAGCGCGGGGAAAGAUAGUCGUCUGCUUCAGGGGCAACGGGACGAGAGUUGGGAAAGGCGUGGAGGUGAAAAGAGCUGGAGGAGCUGGUCUCAUCUUAGCUAACAGUGAAGCCAAUGGAGAGGAGUUAUCAGCUGAUUCUCACCUUCUUCCUGCUACAAGUGUCGGCUACAAAGGCGCGCUCAAAAUCCUCGAUUACAUCAACUCCACGGAAGCGCCAACAGCGUAUAUAAUCCCGGCCAAGACAGUCAUACACGCCAAACCAGCUCCAUCCAUGGCUGCCUUCUCCAGCCGAGGCCCCAACACCAUUUCCCCUGAUGUUCUUAAGCCGGAUAUUACAGCUCCAGGGCUCAACAUAUUGGCAGCAUGGAGCGAAGCUUCUUCGCCGACAAAGGUGGAUGUUGAUACCCGUGUCAUCAAGUACAAUAUCCUGUCGGGAACUUCCAUGUCCUGCCCGCAUAUAGGAGGCAUAUCGGCGCUCCUCAAGGCAAUACACCCCAACUGGAGUAGCGCUGCGAUUCGAUCUGCUCUGAUGACCUCUGCAGCGAUAACCAACAACGAGGGGAAGCUUAUCACAGACUCCUCCGGGAAUCCGGCAGAUUCGUUCCAAUUUGGCGCCGGACAUUUCAGGCCUACAAAAGCAGCUGAUCCGGGACUUGUCUACGACGCGUCCUAUAAAGACUAUCUUCUCUUCCUCUGCAGCAGCGGUGUUAAAAACUUAGAUUCUUCCUUCAAGUGUCCAAAAAAGGCGCCAAGUCCUCGAGAUCUCAAUUAUCCGUCACUCGCCGUUCCCAAACUCAAUGGCACAGUUACAGCAGCCAGAAUAGUGACAAAUGUUGGAAGCAGGAAGAGUACUUACUUUGUCAGCAUAAGGCCGCCGCCGGGGAUCUCUGUUAAGAUAUCUCCUCCCAUUCUGUACUUCGACCGUGUACACCGUAAGCGAAGCUUCACCAUUACUGUGAGAUUAGACAGAAAUGCUGCGGGGACAGUAGAGAAAGAUAAGUACUUUUUUGGAUGGUACACAUGGUCUGACGGAAUCCACAAUGUUCGAAGUCCUAUUGCUGUUUCUGUAGCUUAG